Molecule: messenger RNA, 4560 nt
Organism: Wasmannia auropunctata (little fire ant)
Lineage: Eukaryota; Metazoa; Arthropoda; Insecta; Hymenoptera; Formicidae
Exons: 6
Coding region: 46-3510 (1154 amino acids)
Biological process (GO): positive regulation of protein tyrosine kinase activity; neuromuscular junction development
Molecular function (GO): protein kinase binding
Source: RefSeq, a predicted model, not a curated record
UGUCACGGGGCGACAACGGCGCGGCAACGGAGCGAGCCCUCCACAAUGGUGGAUAACAGUUGCAUUAUCGAGGGAAACGUCAAGUUUCGCGACGGCAAGAAGUGGAAAUCAAGAUGGUGCGUUAUGCGGAAAUUAUCGCCAGUAGCAGAUUGCUUGCAUUUGCAACUUUACGGGGACAGUAAGGAUCGUUACAAGCAAGGCCAAACAAAAGCGUCCCUAAGCUUGCAACACUUUCUGGGAGUGGAGAGUGGUUUCACACUAGACAAAGAAUCCAAUACGAUUGCUAUAAUUUGUCAAGACGUGACAGUCGUUCUCGCAUUCGAUACGCGAGAGCGAUUGAUACAGUGGCAAGUUAAGAUCUCCAACAAUUUAGGCGAAGAUCAGCAAUUUUUGAUACUCAUCUCUUCGGUGCCAUCUAAGGCGAAGUGCACUAACGGGCCGGCGCACUUGCAUAUUCAGGACCGUCGCUUCUGCAUCACCGUCGGCGUGCCUCCCCGGCUCGUCGGUAUCUGGGAAAUCGCGCAUCUCCGACGAUACGGCGUGGUCGAAGGCAGAUUUUGCUUCGAGGGCGGUUCGAGAUGCGGCCGGGGGGAGGGACUGCACGUUCUAAUAACCGAUCAGGGGGACGACAUAGUCAAGACGUUGCAGCUGGCGGCCGAGGGAAAGCUCACUACGAAGAAGCGAUCGCCGCUCGGUAGAGAACAAUUGCAGGACAGCCCGGGACGACAGCGCCAGUGCUCCCGCGCCGAGACCAGAGCCAGCGAUUUCUUCUCGUCGGCCGUGUACUCGGCGUCGACGUACGAGGAGCACUGCGACAGCUGCAAAAAUGAGAGCUCGCCGUACUGGUCGUCCGCGGAGAGCAGGCAGCAAACGGAGCUCGACGGCGAUUACAGCUGCAGAGACACGAUGUCCAUUUCGGAGCUGCCCGAUCAGCAGCCCGGCGGCGAGUGGCGUAGCUGCUCGCUCACACGUCAGGGUGCGACGGGCCUCGAGAGAUGCGCGAGUUGCAUCAGCAAACUCGGCACCGUCUCGAAGUCAUCGACUCUGAUCACCACGGCCACUAUAAGCGGCAUAAGCAGCCCCGCCGCGAGCACGUUGAACAAUCUGUGCCACCUGCAGCCCCGUACCUUCGACCGGCUCUCCCUGUCCUCCUACAGCAGCAGCAGCCACGAGAGCGAUUACUCGAGCUCGCAGCAGAUCGAGUGCCAGUGCGCGCAGUCGAAAACCGCCCAGUCUCAGACGGCGCAGACGACGGCUCGUCAAAUGUCACCGAGUCCGAGCACGUUGCCGCCGAGACCGCCGAAACCGUCCCAACCGCCCUCGCUGCCGGCGGCAACCAGCCAGUCCGUCACCGCCAAGAAGCCUAAGAAACCGCCGAUGCCGCUGCCCGCCGAGCAGCAAAUUUGCGUGCACACUCGAAAACCCCAACAGUCCCAGCAGACUCAGCAACAAUCUCAACCGCAAUCCCAACAGCAGUCCCAGCAAUCCGCGGCUCGCGGCGCUGCGGGACCUUACGAGAACUACGAUAUUCCCAAAACGAUUCUGGGGCAUCACAUGCUGUUGGAGCAAGGUCCGCAACCGGAACAGUAUUACGACACGCCGAGGAAGAUAAAGGAAUGCCUCACACUGCCGAAAACCUAUCCUAAUUACGACACGCCUCAGAUGCCGCAGGCUGUGGUCCUACAAGGAUGCGGAUGUCCUGCGAAGCUCACAGUGCAGUCACCCAGAUCCUCGGGAUGUCCCUGUCACAAUGUUAUGAGCUGGGCCGGCUUUGUUCUGCCUUACUGCCGACGCGGCGCGGGAAUCGAACCUACCGGCGUCACGGUUCAUCCGGUGAAGCUCUCGGGCGAGGGCAAGAUGCCGGUGGUAAAUGCCAGCGGAGAGGUUUCCAUUUACGCAACGGCCAGAAGGGUGAAUAAAAGUGAAUCGACCGACGAGAAAUCGGCUACGGAGAACUGCGGCUGCGCCGCGGAAGGUAAAUCGAACAAUUACGAGAACGUCGAGCCGGUGAUAAAUACGCAGCCGGAAGCGAAGCAGGCGAAUUACGUGAAUAUCGAUUUCACGCAAUCGCUGGAGCACUACGAGAACAGCAAGGACGUUUUAACGAAGAGCAGCAUCUCGCAGGAGGAGAUCGAGAAGUUCGCGGAUCAGUUGAAAGAACCCGAAGCGCCCGAGGCGCCGAGCGACAACAAUGCUUCGAAGAUUUGCGAGAAGUGCGGUCACGCGAAGGAGAAGGAGAACGAUUACUUGGUCAUGGAUCCGGACAAGCAGAGAAGCCCGAAGAAGCCAUUCCCCGCUUACUUGCCGAUGCAGCCGGUUCACAACGCUUGCUCGAAGGAGAUACUGUCGAGGCUCUGCAGCGGCAUCAAGAGCUCGAGCAAUCCGACGUUGUCGGGUUCCACGUUGCUCGAGGUGAACAAGAAGCGUUCCGACUCGGAGUACCGUGUGCCAGGAUCGGCGAUGCUGUCCAGCCCCUAUCUCAGACGUCGUUAUCUGGACGUGGGUAACGUCGCGGAGUCCAGCGCUAGCAUAGGCAUACUUCUCAGGAAACGAUCCUACUCCGCGGAGUCCGCGCAUUACCUGGACGACGAGAGCCACACUUUUCCGUCCACGCUUACCAUCCACAAGUGCUCGAGCGAAGCGGAUAAGAACUCUCUGGUGACCGGCGAGCCGCACAACACGCACAGCGCCAACUCCGAAAGCAAGAUCGGCGGUAAUCACGAGACCGGGCAAGUGUCGUUGACGGCCACGUCGUCUCAGCCGUCGUCGUUCAUCAAGAUCCGACGAUCGUCGUCCGUGCCAUCCAAGACCGGGCAUAACAGAGACUCGUCGAGCAGCAACGACUCCGGCGUCUCCACCGGCUCGUUGAGCCACCGAACGGCGGAGUUCGUGGAGUUCGAGUUGUCACUGGCGGCGCCCGCCGCCUCGGCGGCGAAGCAGCAGAACAUACUGUCGGUCUGUCGCAAGAGCCCACCGCCCACGUGCUAUCACAGCAGCCUGCCGAGGAAGUCGAAGUCCAGCGAUCCUCUUCGUGAAAUCUCCUUCCAGUUCCAGAAGAUCAAGAUACCAACGAAAUCUUCAUCCGCCGAGGCCGACAUACCCACGUGUUUGCCGAAGACCACCAAAGGCUUCAACAGCCCCGGCGAAGUUUCCAAUGCACCUUAUAUCGAUUCACGAAGUACCAGCAGCGGUACUUCCGACAUGUCAGAUUACAUCGAAACUUUGUCGCUGUCCUCGCACUCUUCGUCUGACACGCCUGACAGCCUCAGAUUAGGAGGCAGAACGGUAGCAACGACUCUUCGACCUCGUAGCGGGAAGGAAUACUAUAAAAUUGAUCGGAGUAUCUUGGUGGAACAGGGACGGAUUCUCACAACGGCGUCUGCUAAUUAUGCAAAUAUCACUCCAGUGUUAGAAAAGAGCGAGUCGCCGUCACCUGGUUACAUGAGUAGUUCACCCUUUGAGCAACCACAACCCACUCGUGAGCAUUUUCUAUUCCCCGAAGAAGCUUGAAAAUAUUGUUUGGGAAGAAGAGUUAAAAACUUGAAGUUCCUAGGAAUUCCAAACAAAAUGGGUAAGAGUAUUCACGGUAGAAAUUAUAAUUGGGGCAUUGUGACUAUAUUUACACUAUACGCGGUUAUCUGGGAUUACAAGCACACUUUCAGAAGUAUAUAUCAUUUGACACAUACCAAUAUAUACGUAGUAUAGUACGCCAAAUAAUCAAAAGUUUGUAAUUCUUAAGGAUACGAAAGCGCUCUUUAACGAAACGUUUUUUCGGACGUUUGUUUCAUUGAUAUUUUCGUAAAGUCUUCCUCUAAAGAGCACAAUCAUAAUCUAAAAAAAAAAUGUAAAAAAAAGGAAACACCCAUCUACUAAAAAUCUAGAUACUAGCGUAUAGUCGAAAUAACGUCAGUAAUCAAACACUUCCUACAACGACUCAAACAAUUUCUAAAAUAUGCUCAAUAAGAAACUAAUAGUUUGUAUAGUAAGAAUCCUGCCCUAGGGUAAAAGAUGUGUAUCUUGUACUUUAUAUGGGUAUAUCGUUUUUUAAAUACUUUCUUAUUUUGUAUGAGUAUACUUCUAUAUAGACUAUUGUACAGCCAUCUUUGAACAAAAAAUUGAAUGAGAUUAAUAACUCUUAGAAUUUCAAAUCAGAGUUCUUAAAAUUUUGUGGAUCAAUGAAUUAAGGCGUAACAAAAAAAAAAAUUGUAUUAGACGUCCCUCUUCAAUUUUACAAUUUGAAAACAUUGAAAGAUCAUAUCUCUUUUUGGACUUUAGGCACUCAAAUUGGAAGUGUAUAAAACAUCAGGGUUGGAUCCAGUGUGACAAAGUUGCAAAGCAAUUGAAAAUAUUGCAUCGAUUAUCUAUACUCUAUGAAAUUUUAAGAAUUCAUAUUUGGAGAAUUACCAUUAGUGACCAUUUGUUUGUACUUUAAAGAAAAUAUCUAUCCACAUUCUGUACAACCAAAAAAGAUGCACUGAACGUAGUCAGUUGCAUAACAUUCACAGGGUUUUCAUACUUACAAGUUACUUUUUAAAGAUUAAGAUAAAGUGUUACAGCCUU